This is a messenger RNA of Lepus europaeus (European hare), 3360 nucleotides long. It is a transcript of the gene CACNA2D4, whose product is annotated as calcium voltage-gated channel auxiliary subunit alpha2delta 4. Gene Ontology annotation, molecular function: voltage-gated calcium channel activity. Lineage: Eukaryota; Metazoa; Chordata; Mammalia; Lagomorpha; Leporidae. The record is from RefSeq and is a predicted model, not a curated record. The transcript has 39 exons. The coding region runs from base 1 to 3360 and encodes 1119 amino acids. Gene Ontology annotation, cellular component: voltage-gated calcium channel complex.
AUGCCUGGACUCCCCUGGCCCCACCCAAACCUCAGCCCCCCUCACAGCGGCGUCCCCUGCUGCGGGCGGCCAGGGCCCUGGGUCCUCCUGCGGGAGACAGUGAUCAUCCUGUGGCUGCUGCUGUCCAGCGCGUCCCUUCCGACCUGGGGGCAGACCAAGAUCCCUCUGGAAACGGUGAAGCUGUGGGCGGACACCUUCGGACGGGACCUGUAUAACACGGUGACCAAAUACUCGGGCUCCCUCUUGCUGCAGAAGAAAUACAAGGACGUGGAGUCCAGCCUGAAGAUCCAGGAGGUGGAUGGCCUGGAGCUGGUGAGGAAGUUCUCGGAGGACAUGGAGAACAUGCUACGGCGGAAAGUCGAGGCUGUCAAGAGUCUGGUGGAGGCUGCUGAGGAGGCCGACCUGAGGCAUGAAUUCAAUGCAUCUCUGGUGUUUAACUACUAUAACUCGGUCCUGGUCAACGAGAGGGAUGAGAAGGGCAACUACGUGGAGCUGGGGGCCGAGCUGGUGCUGGAGCCCAAUGCGCACUUCAGCAACCUGAGGGUGAACACCUCGGUCAGCAGCGUGCAGCUGCCCACCAACGUGUACAACAAAGACCCAGAUAUUUUAAAUGGAGUCUACAUGUCAGAAGCCUUGAACCCUGUCUUCGUGGAGAACUUCCAGAGGGACCCUACCUUGACCUGGCAGUAUUUUGGCAGCUCAACUGGAUUCUUCAGGAUCUAUCCAGGUAUAAAAUGGACACCUGAUGAGAAUGGAGUCAUUGCAUUCGACUGCAGAAACCGUGGCUGGUACAUCCAGGCCGCCACGUCUCCCAAGGACAUAGUGAUCCUGGUGGACGUGAGCGGCAGCAUGAAGGGGCUGAGGCUGACCAUUGCCAAGCACACCAUCGUCACCAUCUUGGACACCUUGGGAGAGAAUGACUUUGUUAACAUCAUCGCCUAUAACGACUACGUCCACUACAUCGAGCCUUGUUUUAGAGGCAUCCUCGUCCAGGCAGAUAGAGACAACCGCGAGCAUUUCAAACAGCUGGUGGACGAGCUGAUGGUCAAAGGCGUGGGGGUCGUGAACCCAGCCCUGAGUGAAGCCUUCCAGAUCCUACAGCAGUUCCAAGAAGCCCGGCAAGGCAGCCUGUGCAACCAGGCCAUCAUGCUCAUCACCGACGGGGCUGUGGAGGACUACGAGCCCGUGCUGGAGAAGUUCAACUGGCCUGACCGCAAGGUCCGAGUGUUCACUUACCUCAUCGGGAGAGAAGUGACUUUUGCUGACCGCAUGAAGUGGAUCGCUUGCAAUAACAAAGGCUACUACACGCAGAUCUCCACACUGGCGGACGCCCAGGAGAACGUGAUGGAGUACCUGCACGUGCUCAGCCGGCCCAUGGUCAUCAACCACGACCAUGACAUCAUCUGGACAGAGGCCUACAUGGACAGCAAGCUCUUCACCUCGCAGACUCAGAGCCUGAUGCUCCUCACCACCGUGGCCAUGCCUGUCUUCAGCAAAAAGAACGAGACGAGAUCCCAUGGCAUCCUCCUGGGCGUGGUGGGCUCUGAUGUGACCCUGAGGGAGCUGAUGAAGCUGGCGCCCCGCUACAAACUGGGUGUGCAUGGAUAUGCCUUUAUGAACACUAACAACGGCUACAUCCUCUCGCAUCCUGACCUCCGACCCUUGUACAGAGAGGGCAAGAAACUGAAGCCCAAACCCAACUACAACAGCGUGGAUCUCUCCGAAGUGGAGUGGGAAGACCAGGCGGAAACCCUGCGAACAGCCAUGAUCAAUGGGGAAACGGGUUCUCUCACCAUGGACGUGAAGGUGCCCCUGGACAACGGGAAGCGAGUUCUUUUCCUGACCAAUGACUACUUCUUCACAGACAUCAGCGACACACCUUUCAGCCUGGGAGUGGUGCUGUCCCGCGGCCACGGGGAGUACAUCCUCAUGGGGAACACAUCCGUGGAAGAAGGCCUGCAUGACUUGCUUCACCCGGAUCUGAGCCUGGCCAGCGACUGGAUCUACUGCAUCACCGACAUCGACCCUGACCACCGGAAACUCAGCCAGCUGGAGGCCAUGGUCCUCUUCCUGACGGGAAAGGACCCUGACCUGGAGUGCGAUGAGGAGCUGGUGCGGGAGGUGCUGCUGGACGCGGUGGUAACGGCCCCCAUGGAAGCCUACUGGACGGCGCUGGCCCUCAACACCUCUGACGAGUCGGAGCCGGAGGUGGACAUGGCCUUCCUGGGCACCAGGGCCGGCCUCCUUAGGGGCAGCUUGUUCGUGGGCUCCGAGAAAGUCUCUGACAGGAAGUUCCUGACGCCAGAGGACGAGGCCAGCGUGUUCACCAUGGACCACUUCCCGCUGUGGUACCGCCAGGCCUCCGAGCGGCCUCCCGGCAGCUUUGUCUUCAACCUGCACUGGGCACAGGGACCAGAAAGCCAGGGGGAGCCGCUGGCGGUGACGGCGAGCACAGCUGUGGUGGUGACAGUGGACAAGAAGACGGCUGUGGCUGCAGCGGUGGGCGUCCAGAUGAAGCUGGGGGGUCUCCAGCGCCGGUUCUGGGCGGCCACGCGCCAGUGCGACGCGGCGGCUGGGACGUGCCCGGAGAGCUGCGCCGACAGUGACCUGGACUGCUUCGUCAUAGACAACAACGGGUUCAUUCUGAUCUCAGAGCGGGCCCCAGAGACUGGCAGGUUCCUGGGGGAGGUGGACGGCGCCCUCCUGAGCCAGCUGCUCAGCAUGGGGGUGUUCAGCCGAGUUACCAUGUACGACUACCAGGCCAUGUGCAGACCCCAGAGUCACCACCACAGUGGGACCCAGCCCCUGAGCAGCCCGCUCACCGCCUUCCUGACGGCGACCAGGUGGCUGCUGCACCAGCUUUGUCUGUUCCUGCUGGAGUGGUGCGCCUGGGGCUCCUGGCAUGAGCGCGGGGCCGAGGCCAAAGCUGUCUUCCAUCACUCCCACAAGCACAAGAAGCAAGACGUGCUGCAGCCCUGCGACACGGAGUACCCGGUGUUUGUGCACCGCGAGGCCAUCCGGGAGGCCAACGGCAUCAUCGACUGUGGCACAUGCCAGAAGGUCUUCGUGAUACAGCAGAUCCCCAACAGUAACCUCCUCCUACUGGUGACAGACUCCACCUGUGACUGCAGCAGCAUCCCGCCAGUCCUGCAGGAGGCCACGGAAGUGAAAUAUAACGCCUCUGUCAAGUGUGACAGGAUGCGCUCCCAGAAGCUCCGCCGCAGACCCGACUCCUGCCACGCCUUCCACGCAGAGGAGAACGCGCAGGACUGCGGCGGCACCGCGGACACCUCGGCCUCCCUCGCCCUGCUCCUGCUACCUCUGUGGGCCUGGCGCCAUCCGCCCCAAGCACAGGCCUAG